Molecule: messenger RNA, 1443 nt
Organism: Dacryopinax primogenitus
Lineage: Eukaryota; Fungi; Basidiomycota; Dacrymycetes; Dacrymycetales; Dacrymycetaceae
Exons: 2
Coding region: 1-1443 (480 amino acids)
Biological process (GO): tRNA methylation
Molecular function (GO): tRNA (guanine) methyltransferase activity
Source: RefSeq, a predicted model, not a curated record
AUGACAGACACUGAAAUAUUAACAAUCGCAUUCCACGUCCCAACAGGCCUGGAGGAUUAUGCACUAUCAUCGAUCCUUCAUCAACUAGGCGAACACAUCUCAGCCCAGAUAAAAACAGCAGCACCUCUUCACUCCUCACACGUCCUCAUCCGCUUCCCAUCCAACGCUCUCCUCACGCAAGCGAUCCAGAUCUAUGCCACAGGCGCACUAUGGGCUGUCUAUGAGGCGUUCAUCUGCGUGGCUGAGGUGUCGCUGGAUGAUGUCCACCCGGUGUUGGGGGAAGAGUUCUGGGAAAGGGAGAGGGAGAUGGGGAGGAAGGCACGAGAGAACCAGAGGGAGAACGCGCUGAGGAAACGGCUUGCCCGAGCACAUAAGGAACAAACUCAAGAGCCUAAAGAGGCAGAGGAAGGAGAGCCGCUACACGCUGAACGGCCAACACCCACGGCAGGCGAACUCCUCCUCCUCUCCUCCCUACACAAGCUCGUCACCUCCCAUUCCUCCCAACUUCAGGAAUCCAUCUCCCUCCUACACCCCCCUCCCUCCUUCCGGGCAACGUUCUCCAACCCCUCUCGCCUCCUCCCACUCUCCACUCUCAGGCGACGAGACAUCGAACGUCAUUUGGGGGACACGCUCUCCCUCUUCCUGCCUAUCGACCAGUGGAGCGUAAACCUCACAAACCCAGGGGUAGACGUGCACGUCCGUCUCCUCCCUCUCGGCCCCAAAUGGACCUCUCACACCCUCCCCCCUUUCCUCCCAGCGCCGGAGCUCACCCAGCCCCCUCUCAAGAGCCAGCAUUUUCCCCCUUCCCUCUGGGCCCUCCUCGCUCUCUCCUUCCCUCCCCCUCCCACCCCAGCGCACCGCCUCCCACCGCUCCAAGGGCCCACAUCCCUCUCCCCGCCUAUAGCCCACCUCCUAGCGCUGGUAUAUAUCUCCCUCUUCCCUAACUCUGUGGUAGUGCUCGACCCCUGCGCAGGCACCUGCUCCAUCCCACGGGAACUAGCUGCCCUAGCCAAAGAGCGCAAGCACCCCAUAUUCGUCCUAGGGGGCGACAUAUCCCUCUCUGCGCUAGCAGACCCUUGUCAGUGCAUAGAAAAGAUCCAGUACACGGCGCUCGAGAGCCUGCCACUAAGGUUCGUGGAUGGGUUCAUAACUGACCUUCCUUGGGGGACGAGACAUCUCUCUCCGCGGCAAGUGAAGGUCUUUUACCCAAAACUGAUGCUGCAUCUGGCUGAAGUCAUGCGUGCAGAGGGGAGAGGGGGAGGAGGGGGUGGGCGUGGGCGUGGGCGUGGGUGUGGGUGUGGGGGACGGGGAGGGGGAGGAGUGCUGAUGUCCGCUGCUAGAGGAGGUCUGGACCGGGCGCUGCACGGGUGGGAGAAGGAAGGAGUGAGGGAAGUUAGGGUUGGAGGGAGGGUCGUGUGGGUUUGGGGGGUUAGGAAGGUUUGA